Toxoplasma gondii ME49 is the source of this 2019-nucleotide messenger RNA. RefSeq lists its product as hypothetical. The transcript has 9 exons. Bases 411 to 1721 code for a protein of 436 amino acids. Gene Ontology annotation, molecular function: microtubule binding. Gene Ontology annotation, biological process: cell division; chromosome segregation; mitotic cell cycle. Gene Ontology annotation, cellular component: outer kinetochore; spindle microtubule. Lineage: Eukaryota; Apicomplexa; Conoidasida; Eucoccidiorida; Sarcocystidae. The record is from RefSeq and is a predicted model, not a curated record.
UCUCGACUCAUCUUCCAGCAUUCAUGCCUACACAGGUCAUUUGUAAUUCGUUUCCGUUUCACAGAUACGUCCAUUUCCCUUUAAUGCAUGCGCGAGGGACUCCCUGUCUCCGAUUCUCCGGCACUAGCGAUGGUUACGCGAACAAUUCCUUUUCCACAUGCUGGUUCACUCAACGAAGUCCAUAACCUAUGAAAACGUUAUUGAGCUCAUCGUCACCGUAAGGAAGUGCUCUUUGACAUAGACAACAAGCACUUCUUGUCCAAAGCGAAUGGUCUCCCUCCCCUCUGCUUUAGACGCGUCAGCCGCGACGUCACGAGUGUUAGGGGGGGGGCAAAUUCCCCAGUUACUCGGUCGUUUUUUUCCUAUUCACCGUGACUUCAAAUACUUCCCUAGACGAAAACGUAUCGCCAAUGGAGGACGCAAUUCACCAACUUCGCGACAGAUUCGAGUGCAUGUCCACGGACCUCUUCAUAGUUGAGCAGCGCCUCGACCAGGAGUUUGCUCGCAUCUACGGCCCUGAACGGCAUCCUCGUCAGUUGCUUCAUAGGCUUGCAAAAGUCCAGAAUGACAUUCAGACGCUCUCCGAACAAUUCCAGCAACUCUUUACAGCAAAAUCACAGCUUGCCGACACGCUCCGCCACCAGCUCCGCAGUUAUGAACUGCUCGGAGCUUUGCAGGAGGUCGCCGGCGGCGAAGCGCCUGCGCAAGACAUCCGCUGUGAGCAGAUUUAUGAAGAAGGCGAGGAGUUGCUGAGACGAUGGAUGAAGAUCGAUCAACGUUCCAUGCAGUUUCCCGAGUGGGCUUCUGACGAGAAAGGAUUGGACAGAAAUGACGGAAUGUCCAUUUCUCAAGGAAACGCGGCUCCGUUUGACGGCAGUUCCGACUGUAUCCCAGGGAAAAACGCUGACCUGGCUGCGGGAGCUGCGCAUUCGGACCUUCCAGAGGCAGCUGGCACAGCCGCCUCUUCAGGACCAGAGAUGUCUCAGCCCGCGUUCGCCACAGUUGGGGGUCGAAGCCGAGUCUUCUGCGAUGUGGCUCCUGCACGGGACCCCGGGGUCCCCGACGCCGAGAGAGGAAAUGCUGAGCACCAAACGAGAGGCGCUAGUGAAGAGCCGGAGAAUGAAGCGUGCGUCUGUGGCUACUCACCAAUUACUGUUUCAGUGUUUGAAGGGGUACCUGCGUUGACGCGUCGCCGAUCUCGGCUAGGGGACGUCAACGAGCUGCUGCAUUGUCUCUAUCACAUGCGCUACGAGAAAGGCAAAGAAGGCGCUUCCACGACUAUCAGGGAGUUGAAUCACAUGAACUUGAAAGUUGUUGGACAAACUGGCGAAGCUAAGCUUUCCACUCUGCGCUAUCUACGACUCGUCGAUGUCAACCCAAGAACGGGCACUGUCCGGCUUCUGGUACCUCAGCGGAAGACGCGAGUCGCAGCUGAAGGUGGCCGUGGCAGCCUCACAGGACAGACCGCCUCCAGACCUGCAAAACAACCCCCCUCGUCCUCGCUUCGGACAAGCUCUCAAGGGGGAAUUUCAAAGAACGCAACCAGUGCUUCGUCGAGAUCUCAAAGUGGCAGUCGGCGAGAGUUUGGCAGAGACAGAGAAAAGAAACAUCAGAACCAAAGCCGUUUUCCGUUAGCGUCUACAGAAAGGACUCGAUACGACUCUUCAGAACUGAAAGAUGCCGAGAAAGAAGGAAGAAUUACAGCUUUGGUGCCUCGCUAGAAAAGGAAUAAUGAGAGCCUUACGUUGCGAAGUAGAACGUCAUUCUUGCACCUUGGCAUCAAAUGCACGUUGUUGUAGGCAAUGGCAGUUACACUGAGAAGCAGGGAUCUCUGAGUGUCAUUCGUUUGCUUUUAAAGGCUUUUGUCUUCAUAUCUCGCUUUCAGACAAUCGCCGCCCUUUUUCGUCGCCUCUCCAACACCUAAGAGACUUUUCUUCUAAUCCUGUGCACGAGUCGAGUUUUUUUUCUCUGUCGUAUGCCUGCGCUGUUCUGGUAUUUCACCUUUAUAUGUUUCCCCAG